Hippopotamus amphibius kiboko is the source of this 2522-nucleotide messenger RNA. It is a transcript of the gene NXF1, whose product is annotated as nuclear RNA export factor 1. Bases 377 to 2239 code for a protein of 620 amino acids. Gene Ontology annotation, cellular component: nucleus; cytoplasm. Gene Ontology annotation, molecular function: RNA binding; protein binding. The transcript is spliced from 21 exons. Gene Ontology annotation, biological process: poly(A)+ mRNA export from nucleus. The record is from RefSeq and is a predicted model, not a curated record. NCBI's taxonomy places the organism in Eukaryota, Metazoa, Chordata, Mammalia, Artiodactyla, Hippopotamidae.
AUUCCUCGGAAGCCCUUCUUGUGGUCCCUCUUCCCCGUUCCUCUUGGAGUCCUGGACUGUAGCGGCCAGCUCUUUGCCUAGCUGCGGACCAAGGAAAGCAGGGGCCAGGGCGAACUCCCGGCUUUCGCGAGCUCAGGUCCUGGGCUGGGCGUGCAGCGCCAAGUCCCGCCCCCGGCGCGUCUGUUCAUCGAAUGCGCACGCGCGUCUCCCAGCGGCUCCGCCUAUCACCGUGAGACGUCGGCGGCGCGCGGCGCGCUCGCCCCAUAAAUGCUGUGGCGCCUGGGGUAGGAGCACUUCGGCCUGGAGCGCCUGGACGUCCGGACGUUUGGCUGGGUUGCGGCCCGAGACAGAGCCCGCCCCUGUUUCUCGCUGUGCCAUGGCGGACGAGGGGAAGUCAUACAACGAGCACGAUGACCGAGUUAAUUUCCCUCAAAGAAGAAAGAAAGGCCGGGGCCCUUUCCGGUGGAAGUAUGGUGAGGGGAACCGGAGGUCUGGAAGAGGAGGUUCUGGCAUUCGGUCUUCCCGCACUGAGGACGAUGACAGAGAUGUGGCAAUGAGCGAUGCCCAGGAUGUUCCCCGAGUACGAUACACCCCCUACGCUGCACGACCGAACCGCCGGGGUGAUAAUUGGCAGGAGCGGACUCGAAUUCAUAUUACCGUGCCUGUGGGGAGAGAUCGAGCUCCUGCAGAGAGGGGAGGGGCUGGCACCAGCCAGGAUGGGACCUCAAAGAACUGGUUUAAGAUUACUAUUCCUUAUGGCAGGAAAUAUGACAAGGCAUGGCUCCUGAGCAUGAUUCAGAGCAAGUGCAGUGUCCCCUUCACUCCCAUUGAGUUUCACUAUGAAAACACACGGGCCCAGUUUUUUGUUGAGGACGCCAGUACUGCCUCUGCAUUGAAGGCUGUCAACUACAAGAUUUUGGAUCGGGAGAACCGCAGGAUAUCUGUCAUCAUCAACUCCUCUCCUCCGCCACAUACUGUGCAGAAUGAGCUAAAGCCCGAACAAGUAGAGCAGCUAAAGCUGAUCAUGAGCAAACGAUACGAUGGCUCCCAACAAGCACUUGACCUCAAGGGCCUCCGUUCAGACCCAGAUUUGGUGGCCCAGAACAUUGAUGUUGUCCUAAAUCGUAGAAGCUGUAUGGCAGCUACCCUGAGAAUCAUUGAAGAGAACAUCCCUGAGCUAUUGUCCUUGAACUUGAGCAAUAACAAGCUAUACAGGCUGGAUGACUUGUCCAGCAUUGUGCAGAAAUCACCCAAUCUAAAGAUCCUAAAUCUUUCUGGAAAUGAGCUAAAGUCUGAGCGGGAGUUGGACAAGAUAAAAGGGUUGAAGUUAGAAGAGCUGUGGCUUGACCGAAACACCCUGUGUGACACCUUCCGAGACCAGUCCAGCUACAUCAGCGCCGUUCGAGAGCGAUUUCCCAAAUUAUUACGCUUGGAUGGCCAUGAGUUACCCCCACCAAUUGCCUUUGAUGUUGAAGCCCCCACAACGUUACCACCUUGUAAGGGAAGCUAUUUUGGAACAGAGAUCCUGAAGAGUCUGGUCCUGCAUUUCCUGCAGCAGUACUAUGCGGUGUAUGACUCUGGAGACCGUCAGCGGCUCCUGGAUGCCUACCAUGAUGGGGCCUGCUGUUCCCUGAGCAUUCCUUUCACCCCCCAGAAUCCUGCCCGAAGCAACUUGGCCGAGUACUUCAAGGAUAGCAGGAAUGUGAAGAAACUUAAAGAUCCUACCCUGCGUUUCCGGCUGCUGAAGCACACACGUCUCAACGUUGUGGCCUUCCUCAAUGAGUUGCCCAAAACUCAGCAUGACAUCAAUUCCUUUGUGGUAGACAUAAGCGCCCAGACAAGCACAUUGCUGUGUUUUUCUGUCAAUGGAGUCUUCAAAGAAGUGGAUGGAAAGUCUCGGGACUCCUUGCGAGCCUUUACCCGGACGUUUGUUGCUGUUCCUGCCAGCAAUUCAGGGUUGUGCAUCGUAAACGAUGAGCUGUUUGUGCGGAAUGCCAGUCCUGAUGAGAUCCAAAGAGCCUUUGCCAUGCCUGCACCCACACCUUCCUCCAGCCCCGUGCCCACCCUCUCCCCAGAGCAGCAGGAAAUGCUGCAGGCAUUCUCUACCCAGUCUGGCAUGAACCUUGAGUGGUCCCAGAAGUGCCUUCAGGACAACAACUGGGACUACACCAGAUCUGCCCAGGCCUUUACCCAUCUCAAGGCCAAGGGUGAGAUCCCAGAAGUGGCAUUCCUGAAGUGAUCCAGUCGUGCCCCAGAAAGAGACCUGUAAAUAGUCCUUGGAUGUACUGAUGUCUCCUCUCCGGCCCCGAGGCCACCCUGUAACUGUGACCGAGGAGGGAGGACAGCUGGAUCCCUCUCCUCACCUACCUUCCAGAAGACUUCCAGAAGAUUGAGCCUUCCUGGUGCCAGGAAGCCAAAGCUUACUUUGUAGAACUGACACUAAACUACCAGAAGGACUUAGGUGCUUUGUGUACUUAACCCCAGGAUGCUCCUUACUUUUUAAGAUAAAGAGUGGUAUUGUA